UAAUUACCUUGUUCUGUAUCAACUCAUGCAUAUCGCGUCGUUGAAUUCGUUUAAACAUUCGUGUUGACUUUGUCUUGCAUUUGCUCGGUGUUAAUCACGGUUUGCUUCGAUUAGUAGCGUUCAAGAUGUUGUCCUGCAAACAACUACGUGUCUUUGUUUGUCUUGUCUUUUUGACACAAGUCAUUACAGGAGAAACCGAAACAAACACGACGACGGUAAAAAUGCCGUCUUACAAGGUUGAACAAGUCACCGUCGCCCCGUUGAACGUAUUGGGCGAAGGCCCUCAUUGGGACGCCGAUCGUCAAUGUCUCUACUGGAACGACAUCUACGGCGGAACCAUUCAUCGCUACGACGAGAAGGAAAACAAAGCUUAUCAAGCAACUGUCGAAGGAGAACCCGUCAUCGGCUUCAUCAUUCCCGUUUUCGGACAUCCCGAUCAAUUCAUCCUCGGAACCGGAACUCGUGUCAUUCGCAUUUCGUGGGACGGCAAAUCCCCAAAAGCCACGAAAAUCGGAAUUGUUGGCGAAGUAGAGCAGGAUCGCACGAAUACGCGUUUCAACGAUGCCAAAGUCGAUCCACGAGGACGUCUUUUUGCCGGCACGAUGCGCUUGGAGGAAUGCGGAGACAUUUUCGCGGCACGUUGGGGCACCUUCUAUCGCUAUACCAAAACCGACGGAUUCAAGGGACUCAAAACCCAUAUCGGGGUAUCGAAUGGUCUCACGUGGAACGAGAAAACGAACAAAUUUUAUUACAUCGAUUCGUGCGAUUUGGAUGUCAAGGAAUUCGAUUACGAGCCACGUACUGGAGAAAUUUCGAACGAACGUAAAGUUAUCAAUCUCGAUAACGGCGUUCGUCCUCCGCCAUUCGUCCCAGAUGGCAUGACGAGCGACACUGAAGGCAAUUUGUACGUGGCUACGUUCGGCGGAAGCAAAAUUUUGAAGAUUAAUCCAACAACUGGCAAAAUCAUCAUGGAAAUAAUGAUUCCGGCUGAACAAGUCACCUCAUGCGCCUUUGGAGGACCAAAUUUGGAUACGUUGUAUGUGACAACUGCCAAGAAGGAGUUCAAGAACAAACAACCACCACCAGCUGGAGGUUUGUUCAAAAUCACGGGACUCGGAGUUACCGGCGUAAAAAUGUAUUCCGUCUUGCUUGACUGAAAAAAAAAAUUUUUUUGUCACAAAUAAAAAUUUUUAAACAAGAAA
This is a messenger RNA of Culicoides brevitarsis, 1202 nucleotides long. RefSeq names its product regucalcin-like. The record is from RefSeq and is a predicted model, not a curated record. NCBI's taxonomy places the organism in Eukaryota, Metazoa, Arthropoda, Insecta, Diptera, Ceratopogonidae. The transcript is spliced from 4 exons. Gene Ontology annotation, biological process: L-ascorbic acid biosynthetic process. Bases 126 to 1157 code for a protein of 343 amino acids. Gene Ontology annotation, molecular function: calcium ion binding; gluconolactonase activity; enzyme regulator activity.